Molecule: messenger RNA, 2037 nt
Organism: Pecten maximus
Lineage: Eukaryota; Metazoa; Mollusca; Bivalvia; Pectinida; Pectinidae
Product: GTPase IMAP family member 4-like
Exons: 3
Coding region: 262-984 (240 amino acids)
Molecular function (GO): GTP binding
Source: RefSeq, a predicted model, not a curated record
ACAUAAUCCGGGCCUAGCCUGUCCAUGCGUGCAUGUUAGUGUCGCUUGAUUGAGAGAGUGGAAUGUAUGAGUAUCAAUCACCUGUGACUGUGCAUGCAUCUCGAGAAUACUCGAAGGCGCAUGCGCAGCCACAUGCCCUCACACACCUCAAUCCCUUUCACUCUGACUUGUACCUAUGGCAUGGAGCUGGGCGGUUGGCCUGCCAUCCCCUGGAACCUGCCAGCAGUGCAUUUUUCUAAGACGACAUAUCAGGUUUGAGUCAUGGCUACCGCGGAUGUUGAUGAUGACAUUCUAACAAUGAACAGUGAACUACAUUCAGAGCUCGACCGUAUUUGGUGCCACACUGGUGAAGACAGGCGAUCUUUGAGACUGGUGUUGGUUGGAAAAACUGGAUCAGGGAAGAGUGAAACAGGCAACACGAUUCUGGGCGAACGUUUUUUCAUGACUCUUUUUGGAGCUUCCUCGGUGACGGCAACAUGUCAAGAAAAGAGAGCUAAACGGUUUGGGAAAGACAUCGUAUUAAUUGAUACUCCAGGAAUGUUUGAUACGAGAAAACCCAACACUCAAAUCAUGAAAGAAGUUGCCAAAUGUGUCGGCCUGUCCUUGCCCGGUCCGCACGCAUUUCUUCUGGUAAUUCGGGCUUGGAGGUUUACUCCGGAAGAAAACGACACUGUCAAGCAUCUAGAAGACUGUUUUGGUGAGGACAUGUUCAAACAUACGCUUUUGGUUUUCACGGGGAGAGAUGAAUUGGAGAAAAACAACUUGUCGUUCCAGGAGUACCUACAGAUAGCACCAUCUUCACUACAGGAAAUUGUUGAAAAAUGCAACAACCGCUAUAUUGUCAUCGAUAACACUUCGGACAGGAGUUUACGUGACAAAGAUACAGAGAAAGUGAUGGAGGCCGUCAAUGCUCUUGUGGAAGAACGUGGCGGCCAUUACUACACGAAUGAGAUGUAUCAGACAGUCGUGAGGGAAGUGUCGUGAAAGGGAAGGAGGAAAUAAGACGUCAAAAUGACAAAGAAAAACAAAAGGAAAAAGAAGGAAUAAUACAGCAAGUUAAAGAAAAAAUACCAAGAUAGAGUUGGUCGUCUGGAAACUGAGAGAAAUCGAACAGAAAAAAGAAUUGAAGACCUCAAGAAAGAGAGGAAAAUUAUGGAGGAAAAUUUACUCGAAAGGAAAAUGAAAGAUGAACGAUUUAACGCAAUGGAAAGAGAAUUAGAAAGAGUUAAAGGAGAGGUUCAAAAAUAUAGAAAACAAGCUGACGAUGCCAAACAUCAACGUGAAAAUAUAUGUUUACAAGAUAUAGACAAAAGUAUACAAGAACGUCACAUGGCCUUAGAUGAAAAAUGUGACAACGAUUUCAACGUUGACAGUGUAAUGUUGAUUUUGGACACGGUGGCAAAAGUGGUUGGGGGAGUACUUAUUGUUGGGUGGAACAUUUUGAACUUGUUUACAUUGUUAAAAAAGAAGUAGAGGCUCAUGUGCUUGAUUUAUCGUCUUUGUAAUAUAGUAUCUGUUCAUAAAUGGUCGGGAGUGGUGUCUGUUACAUUACAGUGUUUGUACACGGAGUGGUGUCUGUUACAUUACAGUGUUUGUACACGGAGUGGUGUCUGUUACAUUACAGUGUUUGUACACGGAGUGGUGUCUGUUACAUUACAGUGUUUAUACACGGAGUGGUGUCUGUUACAUUACAGUGUUUGUACACGGAGUGGUGUCUGUUACAUUACAGUGUUUAUACACGGAGUGGUGUCUGUUACAUUACAGUGUUUAUACACGGAGUGGUGUCUGUUACAUUACAGUGUCUGUACACGGAGUGGUGUCUGUUACAUUACAGUGUCUGUACACGGAGUGGUGUCUGUUACAUUACAGUGUUUAUACACGGAGUGGUGUCUGUUACAUUAGUGUGUUUGUACACGGAGUGGUGUCUGUUACAUUACAGUGUUUAUACACGGAGUGGUGUAUGUUACAUUACAGUGUUUGUACACGGAGUGGUGUCUGUUACAUUACAGUUUCUGUACACGGAGUGGUGUCUGUUAC